Molecule: messenger RNA, 1427 nt
Organism: Diospyros lotus (date-plum)
Lineage: Eukaryota; Viridiplantae; Streptophyta; Magnoliopsida; Ericales; Ebenaceae
Product: chromatin structure-remodeling complex protein BSH
Exons: 10
Coding region: 109-948 (279 amino acids)
Biological process (GO): regulation of transcription by RNA polymerase II; chromatin remodeling
Cellular component (GO): nucleus; nuclear chromosome
Molecular function (GO): transcription coregulator activity
Source: RefSeq, a predicted model, not a curated record
UGUUCUAUAUCGAUCCCAAUUAGUAAUUCGAGCCAAUUCGAGGGGGAUGUGAGUAAUUUAUCUAAAUUUCUGGGCACAGCCUCUUUUGACAAUUGUCUCGAACAGGUGAUGUUUGUGAAGUGCAACCCUAAACCGCGAAGGAAAAUCCAAAUCCAGAGAAUCCGGCGAUUAAAUUGGAGCAGACGGAAAUCGGCGAUCUGGAAAACCAUGAAAAACCUCUCGGUACCAUCAGCUUCCUCUAGGAAUCCCGUUAAGUUCAGGAUUCCAACGGCCGAGAACCUGGUUCCAAUCCGUCUGGAUAUCGAGAUCGAUGGUCAGAGGUUCAGAGAUGCGUUCACGUGGAAUCCCUCUGAUCCAGAUUCAGAGGUGGUGGUAUUUGCGAAAAGGACUGUUAAAGACUUGAAGCUUCCUCCAGCAUUUGUUACACAGAUUGCUCAAUCCAUUCAAUCACAGCUGACAGAAUUUCGAUCAUUUGAGGGACAGGAUAUGACCACUGGUGAGAAGAUUGUGCCCAUCAAGCUUGAUCUUCGAGUAAAUCAUACGCUGAUAAAAGACCAGUUUUUGUGGGACUUGAACAACUUUGAGAGUGAUCCAGAAGAAUUUGCAAGAACCUUCUGCAAAGAUUUGGGUGUUGACGAUCCUGAAGUUGGACCUGCAGUUGCUGUCGCGAUCAGAGAACAACUAUAUGAGAUUGCAAUGCAAAGUGUAGCUUCAGCAAAGGAAACCAGAAUAAACAAGAAGGGCCGCAGAGGGGCCGAACAUUUCCCUGCCAGUGCCAGUAAGGUUGGUGGAAGUGCAUUAGAUUUGAUGAAGUUGUUUGGUAACAGAGCGAGUGCCAUCCGGAAGAGAAGGGAGUGGGAUGUGUACGAACCCAUUGUUGAUCUUCUGUCGAAUGAGGAAGUAGAUGCCCUCGAGGCAAGGGAGGAGCAGAGGAAUGCUCGGGCAUAGAGUUUGUUGUACAGGUUGUAGUUGCCUUCGAAUCUCUUGCAUUGAGUUUAAGGAUAAAAAUGAUUGGUGGCUUGCAUGGAACGUCCUGAACAAAGUAGGUUUUAUUUCUCUUUACGCGUGUGUGUGUGUGUAUAUAGAAUAUCAGUAUGUUAGGAGAAUUACACGUCAACCAUCGGCAUGAGGCUUGAUGAAAAGUCCAUUUUUAUCAAGAAAUAGUAUCAUCAGAUUGUGGCCAAGAGGUGAUGUGUGUGUGUGUGUAUAUAUAUUGUCAUAUUAUUAACGAGAAUCAAGCAAAGGAAAGGUACCAAUAGCCAAACAAAGAAUUGUUAGCAUUCUCUUCCUUUCCUUGGCCUGCUUUGUCAGCCGGAAAUUGUUGCCUUGUCCACGUCAUUCUUCGUCACCACCACGAUCUCGAUGAUUCCAUUUCUAUCAUUCGAUGGAAAUCAACAUUAUUUGAUAAUUUUGGCCCUUUGUUUAAA